UAAACAAUUUCAAUUUUAAACCUUUUCCUUUAGAGUAGUAUCGAACACAUUAAGUUAAAAUGGCUAAUCUUAGAACUCAAAAAAGACUUGCUGCCAGUGUUGUUGGUGUUGGUAAGAGAAAGGUCUGGUUAGAUCCAAAUGAAACCACUGAAAUCGCUAAUGCUAACUCCAGAGCUGCCAUUAGAAAAUUAUACAGAAAUGGUACCAUUGUUAAAAAACCAGAUACUGUCCACUCCAGAUCUAGAGCUAGAGCUUUAUUAGAAUCAAAGAGAGCCGGUAGACACAUGGGUUACGGUAAGAGAAAGGGUACCAAGGAUGCUCGUAUGCCUUCUCAAGUUUUAUGGAUGAGAAGAUUAAGAGUCUUAAGAAGAUUAUUAGCUAAAUAUAGAGAUGCUGGUAAAAUCGAUAAACAUUUAUACCACUCCUUAUAUAAAUCCGCCAAAGGUAACACCUUCAAACACAAGAGAUCUUUAGUUGAACACAUUAUUGCUGCCAAGGCUGAAGCUUUACGUGAAAAGGCCCUUAAGGAAGAAGCCGAAGCUAGAAGAUUAAGAAACAGAGAAGCUCGUGCUAGAAGAGCACAAAGAAUUGCUGACAAGAAAGAUGCUUUCUUAGCUGAAAACUAAAUUUAGCAUUUAGAAAUUCUAAACCUCCUCAAUCACAACCCCCCAUCCCAACACACGUCUGUAAACCAAAUCUUUAAAAAAAUAGUUAUAUAUACAUAAAAUUAAUAAUAUAAAUUAUCUUUUGUUAUAUUUGCUUAUUUUUAAUUUGUAUGAUCCCAUUGAUCAUUCUUCUUGUUUAUACGUUAUAUAAUGAUUAUAAUAAAAUAACAAUAACAAUAAUCCUUUUAGA
Messenger RNA from Scheffersomyces coipomensis, 855 nucleotides. RefSeq names its product 60S ribosomal protein eL19 (gene RPL19A). Gene Ontology annotation, molecular function: structural constituent of ribosome; RNA binding. The coding region runs from base 60 to 626 and encodes 188 amino acids. The transcript has 2 exons. Gene Ontology annotation, biological process: translation. Lineage: Eukaryota; Fungi; Ascomycota; Pichiomycetes; Serinales; Debaryomycetaceae. Gene Ontology annotation, cellular component: ribosome; cytosolic large ribosomal subunit. The record is from RefSeq and is a predicted model, not a curated record.